AUGUGGCAGACAGUUUAUCUAGGAAAAAAAAAUGGCAGACUGGCAUCUGUCGGACAGAAUAUCCAAUAUAAUAUUCCAAAAAUAGGGAACCCCAGAAAUCAACCUAUUCACCACGGAAGCGUCGAAAAUAGUUCCAGUCUAUGCCUCGCGGGAUGUGAACGACAAGGAAGCCCUCUUUAUAGACGCAUUCAGCAGGAUAUGGGGAUACAGGUUAGCUUGGCUGUUCCCACCACCAUCUCUGAGUCCACGAGUCCUGUCACAUUUGAACAAAGCAAAGGGAACCUUCAUUCUGAUAGCACCACGCUGGCAAAAAGUCUUCUGGAGAGCGGAUCUGAAAUCCAGAGCAAUAGGCCGACCCUUCCAAAUUCGGAAUCUUCAACAUCACAGCUCUUGGAAAACAUGAACUGA
This is a messenger RNA of Phaedon cochleariae (mustard beetle), 408 nucleotides long. Lineage: Eukaryota; Metazoa; Arthropoda; Insecta; Coleoptera; Chrysomelidae. The record is from the annotation of a GenBank genome assembly.